CGGUGAAAUGGCGCAGCAAGGAAAUCAAGCAGACAGAGUGAAAUUCUGUUGUUCGAUCUGUCUGGAUCUACUGAAGGAUCCGGUGACUAUUCCCUGUGGACACAACUACUGCAUGAACUGUAUUAAAACUUUCUGGGAUGGAGAAGAUAAGAAGAAUAUCUACAGCUGUCCUCAAUGCCGAAAGACUUUCAUACCGAGGCCUGAAAUGGGUAAAAACACCAUGUUAGCGGAGUUAGUGGAGGACCUGAAGAAGAAUGGACUGGGAGCUGCUCCUGCUGAUCACUGCUAUGCCGGACCUGAAGAUGUAGCCUGUGAUGUCUGCACUGGUAGGAAGCUGAAAGCCCUCAAAUCCUGUCUGGUGUGUCUGGCUUCUUACUGUCAGCAACACCUUCAGCCUCACUAUGAUUCUCCUGCUUUUAAAAAACAUAACCUGGUCGACGCUUCUGCUAAACUUCAGGAGACCAUCUGCUCUCUUCACAAUGAGGUGAUGAAGAUUUUCUGCCGCACUGAUCAACAGUGUAUCUGUAUUCUUUGCUCCAUGGAUGAACAUAAAGGCCACGACACAGUCACAGCUGCAGCAGAAAGGACUGAGAAGCAGAAGGAGCUCAGCGUAACUCGGCAAUAUAUCCAACAGAGAAUCCAAGACAGAGAGAAAGUUGUGAAGGAGCUUCAACAGGAGGUGGAGGCCAUCAAUCAAUCAGCUGAUAAAGCAGUGGUGGACAGUGAAACGAUCUUCACUGAGUUGAUCCGUCUCCUCCAGAAUAAAAGCUCAGAUAUGAAGCAGCAGAUCAGAUCCAAGCAGGAAACUGAAGUGAAUCACGUCAAAGAUGUUCAGAAGAAGCUGCAGCAGGAGAUCACUCAGCUGAAGACAAAACAUGCUAGACUGGAGAAGCUCUCACACACAGAGGAUCACAUCCAGUUUCUGCAAAAAUACCCCUCGCUGUCAGGUGUUGGUGGAUCUGCAGGCUCUCCCAGAACCAACAUUGAUCACUUGUGGUAUUUUAAGGACCUGAUGGCAGCUGUUUCAGCAGUCAGAGAUAAACUGCAGGUCAUUCUUAGUGAGAAAUUGCCACAAGCAGAACCAAAGACCAGAGCAGAGUUCUUACAAUAUUCACGUCAGAUGACGUUGGAUCCAAACACAGCACACAGCUAUCUGGUUUUAUCAGACAGGAACAGAAAGGCAACACAUAAUUAUAAAAACAAACCAUAUCCUGAACAUCCAGACAGAUUCAUUCAUAUAGCACAGGUCCUGAGUAAAGAUGGACUGACUGGACGUUGUUAUUGGGAGGUUGAGAGGAGCAGGACCGUUGGAGUAGCAGUUGCAUACAAGAGUAUUGAUAGAUCAGGGGACUUUAAUGAACAUUUUUUUGGAUACAAUGAUAAGUCUUGGGCUUUACGUUGUGGCACUGGAUACACAUUAAGACAUAACAACAUCUCAACUGCCAUCUCAGGCCCUCAGUCCUCAAGAACAGGAGUCUACCUGGAUCACAGUGCAGGUGUUCUGGCCUUCUACAGCAUCUCUGAUACGAUGACUCUCCUCCACAGAGUCCAGACCACAUUCACUGAGCCUCUCUAUGCUGGACUUCUUUUCUCUAUGGGAGAAACUGCUGAGUUUUGUGAGUUGAAGUAGACAGAGUAGAAUAAUAAGGCUGAGGGACAAUUAAUGUGUAUACCUGAUUUAUGACCAUUGUCCUGAGAGCCUGACAUUUGUGACUUUGAAAACAUUAAAAUGAAACAUCAGAUGUGUUAUGGAGCA
Scomber scombrus (Atlantic mackerel) is the source of this 1756-nucleotide messenger RNA. RefSeq names its product tripartite motif-containing protein 16-like. NCBI's taxonomy places the organism in Eukaryota, Metazoa, Chordata, Actinopteri, Scombriformes, Scombridae. Gene Ontology annotation, molecular function: protein binding; zinc ion binding. The coding region runs from base 8 to 1630 and encodes 540 amino acids. The record is from RefSeq and is a predicted model, not a curated record. The transcript has a single exon.